This is a messenger RNA of Paramecium pentaurelia, 258 nucleotides long. The record is from the annotation of a GenBank genome assembly. NCBI's taxonomy places the organism in Eukaryota, Ciliophora, Oligohymenophorea, Peniculida, Parameciidae.
AUGCCAACUAUUAUGUUUUGCUAUUUGUGUUCCUUGAAUAAGCAAAAGCCUGACAGUAUGGUUUUGCAAAUGUUAAAUGCUCCUAGGUUUUAUUUAAGCAAGGAAUGCAUUUUCGUUCUAUGUUAUUUCAAUCCUCUUUUGCCUUCAAAUUCAACCUUGCAACUGUCACACAUUUUUCCUCUGCUAUCUUUAGUUAAACAUUUUAUUUUUAUCUACCAUUUUCAAUUGAAACGAUCUUUUUCAUUUCUCCCUAUCUGA